AUGAAAUCAAUUUCAAUAGUUUUAAUUAUAUUUUUAGUAAAAUUUUUGGUUUCUGCAGAAACUAAAACUGAAGUUAAAGGUUCAAACAAUUGUUACGUUAGCUUUGGUGGCAACACCAUUUAUUUAAAGGGACGUGGUAUCAAUGUUAUCACAUUCGACCCAAACGUUCCUUCCGCCAUUGAAGCUUCCGUUUUUGAUACAGAUAGUUAUGGUAUAGUUAGUGGUGGUAGUAGCGCUAGCGCUAGCUUUUUAAAUUAUAUGAACAAUUUUGAAUAUCAAGGCCAAAUAGUUCUUAUUGUUAGUGUUGAUGAUUCAGCUUCAUGUUUGUCUAAUGAAGCUAGAAGCUUUUUAAAGAAGUAUGGUAUCGAUUCAAUUGGUUUCAGAUCAUCUUUUGUUACAGUAUUAAUAUCCGAUAUGAAUUAUAAAUUCACAAAAAUUAGAUCAAAAUAUAAUAUUACUGAAAGUUCCUCUUCCACUCUAGAUUUUAUUUAUUCUGCAUAA
Molecule: messenger RNA, 501 nt
Organism: Dictyostelium purpureum
Lineage: Eukaryota; Evosea; Eumycetozoa; Dictyosteliales; Dictyosteliaceae
Exons: 2
Coding region: 1-501 (166 amino acids)
Source: RefSeq, a predicted model, not a curated record